Messenger RNA from Neltuma alba, 485 nucleotides. RefSeq names its product gibberellin 2-beta-dioxygenase 2-like. NCBI's taxonomy places the organism in Eukaryota, Viridiplantae, Streptophyta, Magnoliopsida, Fabales, Fabaceae. The record is from RefSeq and is a predicted model, not a curated record.
UUAUAUCCAUCUCUAUCCUUUCGCAUCCCUUGCUCCUCCUCAGCUAUGGUCGUUCCCUCUUCAAAUUCCAUGAGAAGCAAGAAAACAAAUGCCGUGGGAAUCCCGACUGUGGAUCUUUCCAUGGAAAGGUCAGAGUUAUCGGAAUUGGUGAUAAAGGCAUGCGAGCAAUAUGGCUUCUUCAAGGCGGUGAACCACGGCGUGCCGGAGGAGGUCAUUUCCAGAUUGGAAAACGAAGGAUUUGAAUUCUUUUCCAAAUCCACCUCAGAGAAGCGACAGGCUGGUCCGGCCACACCGUUUGGUUAUGGUUGCAGAAACAUAGGCCCCAGUGGGGACAUGGGUGACCUCGAGUAUCUCCUUCUGCAUACAAAUCCUCUCUCCAUCUCCGACAGAUCCAAAACCAUCUCCAACAACCCUACCGACUUCAGGAAGAAAUGAAAUGACUCUGCCGGGUGAGCUUCCAAUCAAACUAUAGCCAGCCAGAUGCG